CUGUUUAUACAAUUAUCGGUUAAGAGGCGAGUCAGAGGCGCGCGCUGUUCUUCCUAAAUGACUCCUUCAAAAUUACAUCCAUCGGGAAGCGGGACACUUACUAGUUACUACCAAACACUCCGAUUAGAAGCACACAUCCUGCAACCAAAUGUACUAGUAUAUCAAACCGUGAUAUUAUAGUAUUAUAUAAAUCAGUGAUCAACUAUUUAGCGAGAUAAUUAGAGUGAUACUUGUAAUGGAUACGUUUACAAACUAUCAGCUCAACGAAGACACCUGGGAACACCUGUGCUCAGUGACGUUUCAAAACAAUCUCGAAACAGUGCCAACUUCCAAACAACGAUGUCAGGCUAACGCUCGGGAACGUGAUAGGACGCAAAACAGCGUGAACAUGGCAUUCAACGCGCUCCGUCUCUUGAUUCCCACGGAGCCGCCGGACCGCAAACUCAGCAAGAUCGAGAUUCUGCGCUUAGCUGGCAGUUACAUCACGCAUCUGGACAACCAAUUAUAUACUGGGAACAUGGAACAGCCAUGCAUUCAGAAAAGCGAUAUCGAAUACAAAAAUACCUCUUUAUGUACCUUUUGCUGGUCUACGAUUAAAAAAGAUGUGAAAAUCUACGACCCUCAUGAACAAAGAAUUUCAAGGAUCCUUUUAAGAUUAUAUUAUAGAGUAGGUAUAUUAUUUCAUUAAGAUUUAGACUAGUCAUUAAAUAUCCAUGU
This is a messenger RNA of Maniola jurtina (meadow brown), 717 nucleotides long. RefSeq names its product transcription factor 15-like. Gene Ontology annotation, biological process: regulation of transcription by RNA polymerase II; developmental process. Bases 236 to 688 code for a protein of 150 amino acids. The transcript is spliced from 4 exons. The record is from RefSeq and is a predicted model, not a curated record. NCBI's taxonomy places the organism in Eukaryota, Metazoa, Arthropoda, Insecta, Lepidoptera, Nymphalidae. Gene Ontology annotation, molecular function: RNA polymerase II transcription regulatory region sequence-specific DNA binding; protein dimerization activity; DNA-binding transcription factor activity, RNA polymerase II-specific.